Messenger RNA from Anguilla rostrata (American eel), 1179 nucleotides. It is a transcript of the gene frg1, whose product is annotated as FSHD region gene 1. NCBI's taxonomy places the organism in Eukaryota, Metazoa, Chordata, Actinopteri, Anguilliformes, Anguillidae. The transcript is spliced from 9 exons. Gene Ontology annotation, molecular function: actin filament binding. The record is from RefSeq and is a predicted model, not a curated record. Bases 124 to 891 code for a protein of 255 amino acids. Gene Ontology annotation, cellular component: catalytic step 2 spliceosome; striated muscle dense body; nucleolus.
ACCCCAUCUUUCAGUGUAGUUGUUUUCUGUUUUCAUGUGGGAGAGAACUGGUAGAAAUUAUUGGAGAGGAAGGAUCCCCUGGACGCUAAUAAUCGUUUAAAAUAAAUCCACACAGUGCUAAAAAUGACUGAGUACUCACACGUGAAAUCUACCAAACUUGUCUUGAAAGGUUUAAAGGACAAAAAGAAAAAGAAGCACAAAGACAAGAAGAGAAAGAGGGAAGAUGAAGCAGAUAAAGAUGACAUUAUUGGUCGGUGGUGGGCAGUUCGUAAUUUUGGAGAAAUUACUGGAACAGUUGCCAUCGAGAUGCAGAAUUAUUCUUACGUACACGCUCUGGACACGGGACUGUUCACUGUGGGCGCACCUCACAAAGAUGAUGAAGGCCCCGAUCCUCCGGAGCAGUUUACCGCCAUCAAGCUCUCUGACUCCAGGAUAGCCCUGAAGUCGGGGUACGGGAAAUACCUGGGGAUCACCUCCGAGGGCACGGUGGUGGGCCGCUCCGACGCCAUCGGCUCCCGGGAACAGUGGGAGCCCGUGUUCCAGGACGGUAAAAUGGCGCUGAUGGCGGCCAACAGCUGCUUCAUCUCCUACAGCGAGAGCGGGGACAUCGUCGCCGGGAGCAAGACGGCGGGGGAAGAGGAGAUGGUGAAGAUCAGGUCCUGUGCUGAGCAGGAGAUCAAGAGAAACGACGACAUCGCGGACGAAGACCGGGGAAACGUGAAGAACUGUGAGAUAAACUAUGUGAAGAAGUUCCAGAGUUUCCAGGACCGCAGGCUAAGAGUGAACGAGGGAGACAGCGAGACGCUGAAGAAGGCAAGGACGGACGGGAAGUUUCACGAAGCUUUAUUAGAUCGGAGAGCCAAGAUGAAGGCUGACAGAUACUGCAAAUGAGGAUAUGGUGACUGUUUGGCCAAGGAAGUCUGAUAGAUAUUUUAAGACAGUGCUGCCAGUUUUUUUUUUUUUUUUUCUAUUAAAUUUUUUUAUUUUUGUUUUGUUUUCCCAACUCAUGUUUCAUGCAGUUUUCAGAAUAUUACUUUAGAAAUAUAUGUAUUUUAUUACAAGUGUUUGAACAAGUAGACUGUUUUAUGAACAGUUUUGUCAUGUCAUUUGUUCAUUUGAGUGCUGUCUACAUCAUUUUGUCCAGAUUUAAAUAAAUGAAAUUGUUUACUGGUUAUUCAA